This is a messenger RNA of Closterium sp. Yama58-4, 2460 nucleotides long. The record is from the annotation of a GenBank genome assembly. Lineage: Eukaryota; Viridiplantae; Streptophyta; Zygnematophyceae; Desmidiales; Closteriaceae.
AUGCACCGUCGCCUCCUAGUGUCUGGUCUUCCCAGGUCUCUGCCUCCCCUUCCUGCCUCGCCUGCCCCGCCCUGCCUUCCUUGUGUCGAGGGGCGGCAGCACGCCGCUCCUCACUCCUCCUCGUUUCCCCCGACAGAGGCUCCUCUGCAGACCCUCCACCUGGACGUGUGGGGCCCAGCCCGCGUUCGUGGACAGGGCGGUGAGCGGUACUUUCUGCUGGUUGUCGACGACUACUCGCGUUACACCACGGUCUUCCCCUUGCGCACCAAGGGUGAGAAGUGGAGAGUUCACCUCCGACCUCUUGCGGGCCUUCUGUCGAAGGGAGGGCAUCGAGUAGUCGUCACGCUUCCGAGCUCACCGCAGCAAAAUGGGGUUGCUGAGCGCCGCAUUGGAUUAGUCAUGGAGAUCGCGCGUACCUCCUUGAUCCAUGCGGCGGCUCCCCAUUUUCUGUGGCCGUUUGCGGUCCGGUACGCCACGCAUCAGCUCAACCUCUGGCUCCGUGUCUCCUUGCCGGACACCUCGCCCACACUGCGUUGGACGGGAGAGGUUGGCGAUGCGUCUCAGUUCCGUGUCUGGGCUGCUCGUACCCUUGUCCGCGAUACGUCCGCAGACAAGCUCUCCUCCUGCACCAUUCCAUGUGUCUUCCUUGGCUUUGUCCCUGACGCGCCUGGCUGGCAGUUUUACCACCCCACCUCGCGCCGUGUCUUCCCCUCUCAGGACGUCACCUUUGACGAGUCGGUUCCUUUCUACCGUCUCUUCCCCUACCGCACUGCCCCUCUCCCUCCCCCGCCGCUUUUCCUAACUCUAGCUGAGGGGGGUGACGUUGCUGCUGACGACGCGGCGGCCCUCCGCCACACACCACGCUUGGAAACCCCUCCGGGUUUUCCACCUCGACCGUCUUCGCCGCCUCUGCAGCCGGUUGCUGUCGACUCUGGUGCUGCUGGGGGUGGUGCUGCUAGGGGUGCUGCGUCUGGGGGUGCUGAGCCUGUGCGUGAGGUGCUGGGGGGUGCGGAGCCGAGGGGUGCCGAGCCUACGAGUGCGGAGCCUGGGGGAGCUGACCCGGAGGGUGCCAAGUCUGGGGGUGCUGAGUCUGCUGGCAUUCCGUCGGGUCUCUUUUUACGACGCGGGCCUCUCUCACCACAUCAGCUACGAGAGUGGCUUGCGUUGCGUUCCCGCCUGAGGUCGUGGAGGGGUUCUGAGUUUGUUGGUGCUGAGCCUAGUGGUGCUGAGUCUGCUGGAGGUUCUCCUUGUGCCGCGUCACAGCGGUCACCUCUCUCGCCACAGCAGCUGCGCGAGUGGCUUGCUUCGCGCACCCGCCUUCGGAGUCGCGCUGCUGGAGCUGGAGGUGCUGGUUCUGGGGGUGCUGCUGCUGGAGGUACUGGGGCUGGAGACCCUGGAGCUGGAGACCCUGGAGCUGGAGGUGCCGGUUCUGGGGGUGCUGCUGCUGGAGGUACUGGGGCUGGAGACCCUGGAGCUGGAGGUGCUGGUUCUGGGGGUGCUGCUGCUGGAGGUACUGGGGCUGGAGGCCCUGGAGCUGGUGCUGUCGACCCUGGAGUUGGAGACCCUGGAGCUGGAGGUGUCGGUUUUGGAAGUGCUGCUGCUGGAGGCACUAGAGUUGGAGGCCCUGGAGCUGGUGCUGUCGACCCUGGAGUUGGGAACCCUUGGGCUGGAGGUGCCGGUUCUGGGGGUGCUGCUGCUGGUGGCGCUGGAGCUGGAGGUGCUGGAGCUGGAGGCGCUGGAGCUGGAGGUUUUGGAGCUGCUGGAGGUGCUGGAGCUGGAGGUUCUGGAGCUGCUGGAGGCGCUGGAGCUACUGGUGCUGGUGGCACUGCACAACCGCAAUUGUUCUUCGCUCCGCCGUCACCGUCGUCUCUGCCACCGCCUGACUCUGUGCUUCGCCAGGUUCUUAGCCUCCCGUCUUCUACUGGCCUCCCGUUACAGCCAGGCUCACCACUGCCUGCUCCUUCUCCUUACACUGAGCAGACCGACUCGCUUACAGAGCGUCGUGAGCCUGCGUCUCGUCCUGCCUCGCCUCGUGUUCCCCUGCCGUCUCCUCCUGCGUCUUCUCUGCCUGACGUUCCGGACCCUGAGUCUGACCUGUUUCGUGCUGCUCACCCUAGUUUUACGCGUCUGUUAGCCACUUUUGUCACAGACCCGUCGUUUGAGUCUGUUGCUGCGUCUGCCUUAGUUGCUGAGCUUGUUGACUUUGCUACUGCUCGCCGUCUCAACUACGCUGCUAGUCUUGUUGCUGAGUCUGAGUCUGUCUGUCCUCCGUCCGUUGGGGGUGAGUGUGCUUUUGGCACGGACGUCCUUGAGGACAGGCAGGAGGACUUUGAGUGUCUUGCGGCUGCUGUACCUCAUCUCGUGGCCAUGCUGCUUGCACCUGAGGGAGACCCGGAUGCACCAGAUAUCCCGACCCCGCGCUCUUACGCAGAGGCGAUUACGGGUCCCUACUCCUCUUAG